Molecule: messenger RNA, 2977 nt
Organism: Sceloporus undulatus (fence lizard)
Lineage: Eukaryota; Metazoa; Chordata; Lepidosauria; Squamata; Phrynosomatidae
Gene: SHISA3
Product: shisa family member 3
Exons: 2
Coding region: 252-1004 (250 amino acids)
Source: RefSeq, a predicted model, not a curated record
UGCCUUACAUUGGAACCCAUUUUGUAAGAAGAAGAGUGUCUCAAGUCAAAGCAAUACAGUGCGUUUUUGGGCCCAGGUUGGAAAUGAGGCGAGGAAGACAGGAGGAGGAGGCCUGAGGCAGCAGGGGAAGCCCUCCAAGGCAGGGCCUCUUCUGAGGGGAGGCCUGAGUGAGAGAAGGAGGAGCAGCCCACAGAAAAGGGACGAAGAGGGAGAGAGAGAGAGUCCCCUCAGGCGGUGGCGUUCGUGGGGCGAUGGGGGCCUGGGGCCUGGUGCUGCUGGGGCUUUGGGUCCUCCUUGGGGCCCAGGGCCAGCUUCCUCCUCCGGCUGCUCGGGGGGAGUACUGCCACGGCGGCGGGGCCUCGGGGGGCUUCCUCUGCCCGGAGCGCUUCGACGGCGCCGACGCCACCAUCUGCUGCGGCUCCUGCGCCCUCCGAUACUGCUGCGCCGCCCCAGAGGCCCGCCUCGAGCAAGGCGCCUGCGACCAAGACCGGGAAGGAGGAGGGCCCCAACACCCCUUCCCUGGAGCAGAAGCAGCGGCAGCGGCAGCCCAACCAAUCUAUGUACCAUUUCUCAUCGUUGGAUCAAUAUUUAUUGCUUUCAUUUUUGUGGGCUCCUUCGUUGCUGUUUAUUGCUGCACGUGUUUAAGGCCUAAGCAAACGUUACAGCAGCCGAUGAGAUUCUCUCUUCGAAGCUACCAGAUGGAGACUUUGCCUAUGAUCCUGACCUCUGCUAGCUUAAGGACUCCAUCAAGACAAUCCGGUUCUGCAUCCAGUUCCAGUUGUACUGCUGGCUCUGUCCACAGGUUUUCAUUUGUGAGGCCAGAGUCUGGGUGCCUUGUGGCCCCUUCUCCCCCACCUUAUACAGCCGGCUGUUUACAGAUGGGCCAUUCUGUCAACCUCACUCAGCCAUCCGGAUUUUUUGUGUCAGCACCAUAUUUCUCAUAUCCUCUUGACUCAGAGCCGUCUCUGACUGGGAAGAGCAUUCCAGAUCUGAGCCAGAGCUAAAAGGAGUUUCUGAGACUACAGUUUCACAGAGAAGCACAAUGAACAUUUAUUUUUUGUGGUUUUCAUUGCUGGACUUUCUGUUUUUGGGAUUGAAAACCAUGUGAAUGGGUGAGUUGCCCUUUUCAAAGUGCACAUUCUUGUAAGAAAAUUUGUUAAAUAGCAGCAUCAAUUUGGAAAUACCUGUGUUCAGCUCAGCCGAAUACACAUUCCAAAACAUGCCAAAUUAGAACAAUAUUGCUUUCAAAAGGGACCACUUGGUCACUGUGAUGUUAUUAUGUUGGCUACUAAAAUCUUACUUUCAGUGUAUAUUUAAAGGUGUACAUCUAAUGUGAGCAAAAUCCUGCAUAUAGGAGUAGAAUACUGCAUUAAAGCUGUGAUCUUCUACUCAACUGGGAGUAGGGAUGAAAUGAAUUUUGUUAAUCUUUAUUUUAAAACAAAUACUUCCCAAACUAAUACACAGAUCAGUAUGCAAUUAUAGUCUGGGCUUUGGCCUUUUCAAAUGCUGCGAUACAGUUCUUAAUGCAGAAAUUAAGAAAACAACAUACAAGUGGUAUAUGUUAGAGGGCCAUGCUUGCAAAAAGUACCUGCUAGGGAAACUGUGUGUAAAAAUGCAACACAAAUGAGGAUGAAAGUACAUGCUAGCUGUCAUGUGGAUUUUAAAAGAAAAUAUUCACAAACUGUGCAAAACAGGAUGGAAAUAAACAAUGCUUUAAAGAUGUAGAUGUUUUGGAAAGUGAAAUAGAUUAAUCUGUCCUUCAUCUGGGAGUCACCGCCAUUUUACUCAGGUGGGGAGUAAAAUUGAUCUGAGAAUUACAUUGGAACAAUCACAGAAGUGUGAAAAGUGAAGGAUAAUUGCAUUCUGGUUCAUGUAUUAGUUUGGAGAGUGAAAAUUAGUUUUGCUUCUGUUCAAAUGUGACAAACAAAUUUACUUCUCAUCCCCCCUGACUAGAUAUGUAUAGAUAGGACUGCACUAUUAGCAACUAAUUUGGAGACUUUAUUUAGUUAUGGGAAGUACUAUUUUAAGGAGAAAUUUAGAUACAUAUUUAACUUUCAUUUCAGGUAUUAGGUUAAAAUUGACCGGAUCAUGCUCUGUGUUCCUUACCUGUUCCAACCGUUACAAAAACACAGGAGGCUUAUAAACAGUUUUCACCAGAUUAGUUUCAUAUAUUAUAAAGGGAAUAGUUUCGUUAGUAAAUGCUGAAAGUUUGGGACACGAAACUAACACUUUAUAAAACGGGAAGAGGUUAAUGGUUAUAAGUCCCAUUUUUAAGGCAUGUAAUACCACAAUAUGGACACUUGAGCUGCUAUCCCAUGUACACUUACUUGAGAGUAAGCCAAAUUGAACUCAACUGGAUUUAUAUCUGAAUAGACAUAUACAGAAUGGUGUUGCAAUAGUUCAGCCCUAAUACUUGCUGUAGCAAGAAAGAUGGAUCUGGGAUGGGCUGUCCUGAAUGGGAGACAACACAAGCGACUGUCAGGACAGUACUACACAUUAAAAGAUUUCUUGCUUACCACUGGUAAGUUACCAGGCAGAUUCAAUAAUACAGAACUAUAAUAUUAACAAUACAUAGAACUAUAAUGUUAGUAUAUAUUAGAAACACAGAGCAGGAUAUUUUACUAAUACAGUAAGUAAGUUUUAAGUAGAACUACAGAAAGUUUUCUGGCAACUUCAAGAUCUAAGAUGUAAUAAUACUUAACAAAAUAUGCAGUAUCUUUACUGAGUCUUGGAGUAAAAUAUUAACAUACUAAAAUAGUAUAAACUUUAUGCAUUUUUUAAAGGAAGUAUUUAUUGUGUUUUCUUCUGUGACUUAGAAAACACAAAUUGAGCAAGUGGUCUUACAAGUUUUAUUUGUAAAAUUAACACUAUAUAAAAAUAGCACAUAAGAACUGUAAUUUACGACAUGUUGACAACAUUAACAAAAUGUAGUGGUCACAGGUUUUCUUCCAAUAAAUGCUCCGUGAUUGAAACAACA